Hyposmocoma kahamanoa is the source of this 379-nucleotide messenger RNA. Its product is annotated as cysteine proteinase 2-like. Gene Ontology annotation, molecular function: cysteine-type peptidase activity. Lineage: Eukaryota; Metazoa; Arthropoda; Insecta; Lepidoptera; Cosmopterigidae. The transcript is spliced from 2 exons. Bases 68 to 379 code for a protein of 103 amino acids. The record is from RefSeq and is a predicted model, not a curated record. Gene Ontology annotation, biological process: proteolysis.
CAUAAUACUGGUGUUUUAAUAUUGUCUCGCCUUGAUUGGCAAAAUAACAUUCGAUUUCAGGAGAAUAAUGAACAUGGGUGGACAAAUGAGCCUAAAGGACUACCCAUACAAAGGCGUCCAGGGCCAAUGCUUAUUCAAUGCAAGUAAAAUACAGGCUAAAGUGACCGGUUGCGAAAUUUAUAAUCUCACAAAUGAGGAUGAUUUGGUCAAAGUGCUUUACAAUCAAGGUCCAGUUGUCGUAGAAAACAAUAUAAAGUUUUGGAGGUUCAAGAACUCUUUUGGAGCGGGUUUCGGCGAGGACGGCUACUUCCGGAUUGAGCGCGGUAAUGAUUUGUGUGGCGUCAUGGACGAUGAACUCAGCUCUGCUAUUGUUGCCUAA